AUGGCGUGGUACGCCGACUCUGUUAGGCGAACUGGACAAGACGUUUUGACAUUUGCUGUAUUCCCUCUAUUAAGAGUUUUUAUUAUAUGGCAAGUAUCACUUCCGGUGAAAUGGCAGACUGUGAUUAGCUGAGAAGCACUUUCAGCUGUCCAUUAUCAGUUUCCCGUAAUGGACCGGCGGUCCAUCACGUCAAAAAAAACCGCUUGCAUUUUAAAACAAAACAGCAAAACUAAUUGAAAAUUUGAAAAUUAUAAUUUAAUUUGUUAUUAAUAAGAUAUCUGCGAAUGGUUUUUAGUACGUGAAAAGAAGGAAUACAUUGGUAAUUUUUGUUUUAUUCGACCAAAUGUGUGCCACACUACUAAUAUGCAUUCACAAAUCGUGCAUUUGUUGUUUGUUUCAAGUAUAAAUGCCUAUAAUAAAUGCCAUAUAAUAAACUUUUUAUUAACCUCGCUUGCUCGGUAUAUACAGCUAUUUCAAUUAAGGUUGUCCCCCGAGCAAAGCGGAGAAGUCGAAUACGAGCGCGAAAGGCUGCUGGGAAUCGCUAAUAAAUUCAUUCAUUCCAUAUAUCUAUGAUUCAUUCAUUCAUUUUCUCGUCUCUCCCCUCGUCCUCACACUAAAGCACUGGGAAGGAGGUUGGAGAAAUAGGGUUCGAUGAAUCAAUUGCCGCUUUCAACCAGAGGUUUAUUUACACAUACACACAGGGCCGGAGCUACGGGGGGGUGUGGGGGGGUGUGACACCCCCCCAGUAAUUGUAUUCAGUCGGCAGAACUGCUAUUCAGUCGGUAGGACUGCUAUUGAGUCGGUAGAACUGCUAUUUGGGUUAAAUAUUUUUGGCGCAAAGGGCAAGAACGUGGUGGGAAUUUUAGGAAAAUUUUGAUGAAAAAUGUAAAAAUUUCGGAAAAAUGUAAAAAAAUGUUGAAAAUUUGUUAUGUUCGGAAAAUUUUUGAAUGUUCCGGAAAAUUUUUGUACGUCCGGAAAAAUUUUUGGACCCCUAAAAUGGUACACUGACCGAAAUUUUUUUGGCGACGGGGGGGGGGGGAGGUCGACCAAAAAUUUCUGAUCCGGAAAAAUUUUUUUGGACCAGUCGGUUGAAUUGACCUUAUUAACACCCCCCCUGAAGAAUUUCCUGAGGACGGCCCUGCAUACACAUACAGUACACAUAUUUAUUUCUAGUUACAGAUCUAUUUACAUGAAUUUUCAUUAGCCGCAAGUAGCCAAGCUAAUCGGGGCGGGUAGUGAGAUAAUGUAUUAAUUAGGAGAGGGGGAUAAUAGAAAUGACUGAAUUACAAGAUAAAGAACUUAAUAAGUUAAAUAAUUGCAAGAUUACAAAGUUACAAGCAGAACUGCAUGCUGAAGUCAAUUUAUUUGCUUAUGUAAAGUUAAUCGGUAAUAUUGAAAUCUCGCUAAAGUGCUAAAUAUAGGAAUGAAAUUGAGCAUAUAAUUAUAUAACCACAAAAAUUGAGAUUAUACAAUCAAUUGUAGGAUGGUUUGGUUUCAAUAGGCAAUGAAAAUAAUGAUCCCCUUCGCAAUGAAAAUAAUAAAAAUAAACCUCUGGAACCAGGGUAGAUGAUUAUCAUCUAUUUGUGCACUUUUGACAAUUGAUGCUAUUCAUCUAUGAUCCCGGAGACUUGUGCGAGGCUCCUGAAGGGGGGGGGGGGUCGUAUUCCCAUUUCCCAGCCCAAAUUUUGACUAAAUCCCAUUGUCCCAGAGCACAAAUCCCAUCAUCUCAGUGGCUGUCCUGCUCAAAUCUUAAUCCCAUUCCCAUUUUCUAUUGUUUUUUUGCUGAUGAAUCCCAGUCCCAGUGCAUGAAAUCCCAUUUUCCCACCCAAAAAAUAAGCAAAUCCCAGUUCCCAUUUUACCCCUUCAGGACCCUCUUGUGCUGAAUUUUCUCAAACUGUUUUCUGGGUCUUACAUAAAGUACUUCACAACUCCUACACAGGAACGCGGGUUCGCAAAAGAAAAUGGAUGCCGCAGCAAGAAGACGUGAACUUCGAAAGAGAAAGAUUUUACAAAAUGCAGAAGACAGAAUAAAGAAACUAGCUGGAAGUAUCGUAGCUGAUGUUAAACAUGAAAAAAAUGUAGAGAAACAAACAUAUUUUGGCAAUGAGAGUGUUUUGAAACUUCUGAAUAAUUGUUCAACAGAAGUUGGUCUGAAUUGUGAAACAACUUUAGAUAGUACAAUUACCACACCAAGGGAAAAAUUAAUUCAUGGGAAUUCUCUUGUUUAUCAAGAUAAACCUACUGAAAUUCGAGAUAAAACAGAUGGCUAUGUUAGGAAAGAAAGAGUUAAUAAAACUUACGAACAAACUGAUGAGAGUUUUCCUGGUCAAACAACUGCACAUAGUCACAAAGAAAAAAUACUUAAUGAAAAUGUUCCCAAGCAUCAAGAUGAGCCUACAGAAGUGCAAGAUAAAACGGUUGGCUAUGUUAGGAGGGAAAGACUUCAUGAAAUAAACCAGCACCAAAUUGAUGAAAAUGAAACUGAAUCUAAUACUGAACCUGAGGCUGUUGACAGCAAAAUAUCUAAUGUUCGGCCUGUGAUAGUCAUGAUUCUUGCCAUGCUGUGCUUCACGAAGUCUCUUUAUUUUCCUGCCAUAUCUUUACUAUUGGGUUCACCAUGGUUUCUUGAAAUAUACAAUGGGAAAGAGGUAAAUAUAAAUACAGAAUGAAUCUCAUGGCAUUAUUGCGGUGAGGGGAGGUGAUUUGUGCAGAGGGUACUCAUUCCUAGCCUUUGUGAAGGCCUUAAAUUUUUAGGCCUUAAAUGUUGAUUAUAUGCCUAUGACUAAUUUACACAUUCCCCAACCACAUGAAGUUUUAUUUUUGGAUUGUUGGUUUUGGGAUUUUUGUUCACUUGUCAAAUUUGUUUACCCUCGCUCCUCAGGAGAUGAACUUGGUACCUCAAACCAACAACUGGAUUGA
Paramuricea clavata is the source of this 2919-nucleotide messenger RNA. Lineage: Eukaryota; Metazoa; Cnidaria; Anthozoa; Malacalcyonacea; Plexauridae. The record is from the annotation of a GenBank genome assembly.